Molecule: messenger RNA, 1240 nt
Organism: Arabidopsis arenosa
Lineage: Eukaryota; Viridiplantae; Streptophyta; Magnoliopsida; Brassicales; Brassicaceae
Source: the annotation of a GenBank genome assembly
AAAAUUCGUAUUUUUCUGGAUGACUUUGUUGCCGGCGAUUGGUCGCGAGCUCUCGAAUCCACCGUCCGAUGGGAUUUCUAAUCUUCGAUUUUCCAAUAGCAGCGAUCAUUUACUAGUCUCUUCAUGGGAUAAGAGUGUAAGAUUGUAUGAUGCGAACGCCGAUUUGAUGAGAGGGGAGUUCAAACAUGGUGGAGCGGUACUCGAUUGCUGCUUCCAUGAUGAUUCUUCUGGAUUCAGUGUUUGCGCCGAUACUAAAGUCCGACGAAUUGACUUCAAUGCUGGCAAAGAGGACGUUUUGGGGACGCAUGAUAAACCUGUUCGAUGUGUUGAGUAUUCUUAUGCUGCAGGGCAAGUGAUCACUGGAAGUUGGGAUAGAACUAUUAAAUGUUGGGAUCCAAGAGGUGCUAGUGGGACGGAGCACACACAGAUUGGAACAUAUCAGCAACCUGAGCGUGUUAACUCUCUUUCUUUAGUUGGAAAUCGUUUGGUGGUCGCAACAGCAGGAAGGCAUGUCAACAUUUAUGAUCUCAGAAAUAUGUCUCAGCCUGAGCAAAGAAGAGAGUCUUCACUUAAAUACCAGACAAGAUGUGUGCGUUGUUAUCCCAACGGAACAGGAUAUGCCCUUAGCUCUGUUGAAGGGAGGGUGUCAAUGGAGUUCUUUGAUCUAUCAGAAGCUGCUCAAGCUAAAAAAUAUGCUUUCAAAUGUCACCGGAAAUCAGAGGAUGGAAGGGACAUUGUCUACCCUGUAAAUGCAAUUGCUUUCCAUCCGAUUUAUGGCACUUUUGCUUCUGGAGGUUGUGAUGGUUUCGUCAACAUUUGGGAUGGUAACAACAAGAAGAGGCUAUAUCAGUACUCUAAGUAUCCAACAAGUAUUGCGGCGCUGUCAUUCAGCCGAGAUGGUGGAUUACUGGCUGUUGCUUCUAGUUACACGUUUGAAGAGGGAGACAAACCGCAUGAACCAGAUGCCAUCUUUGUUCGAAGUGUUAAUGAAAUCGAAGUGAAACCAAAACCCAAAGUAUACCCAAAUCCUCCGGUAUAGACUAGUCAGGAUUAAUGAAAUGAGCAGAGUUAAACUCGAUUUGUGUUGUAUUGUUGCUACGAUGGUUGCCCAAAAAAAAUUGUAGCACUUUAAAGUGAGUUUUAAGAUCUUAUUUUGGCUGUAAAGUGAAUAGUGAACACUACAAUGGCUUUCGAAUCUGAGGUUGUGUUCCUUGGUUUUGAGUAAAGUCCAUUUUUUUCU